Fusarium poae is the source of this 306-nucleotide messenger RNA. RefSeq lists its product as uncharacterized. The coding region runs from base 1 to 306 and encodes 101 amino acids. The transcript has a single exon. The record is from RefSeq and is a predicted model, not a curated record. NCBI's taxonomy places the organism in Eukaryota, Fungi, Ascomycota, Sordariomycetes, Hypocreales, Nectriaceae.
AUGGACGAAGGUACCGUGCCUGCUCCUGCUCCUGCUCCUGCUGUCUGUAACGAGAUGGGUGGUGAUUUUGAGGCAGGUGCAGUGGUGGAGACACAUCUGCGCACGCCUUCCAUAAUGGAAUCUCUGACCAAGCCACUCGCCAGUCAGAGCUCAGUAUUCUUCCAGUCACCCACCUCUGGAAGCCGAGGAAGAAGCAAGAUGGAAAGUCCACCGCACACCCACUCGAACCUCCCCGAGCCAGUAAGCGUUGAGGGUUCAUUGCAGACCACUGACAUGAAUGGAACACCAGGUUGCCCAUGCUUUUAG